Molecule: messenger RNA, 4158 nt
Organism: Penicillium paradoxum
Lineage: Eukaryota; Fungi; Ascomycota; Eurotiomycetes; Eurotiales; Aspergillaceae
Exons: 6
Coding region: 1-4158 (1385 amino acids)
Biological process (GO): transmembrane transport
Cellular component (GO): fungal-type vacuole; membrane
Molecular function (GO): ATP hydrolysis activity; ABC-type peptide transporter activity; ATP binding
Source: RefSeq, a predicted model, not a curated record
AUGAGCCCGAAAUUCAAAAUCAUUGCGCGCUAUAUCGCCGCAGCGGCAGCAGCAGCAGCUUGUGCAGCAAUUCUCUUGAUGCCGUUUCGCGAGCCUUCGAUAUCGUCAGUAGAUAUUAGCGCUGUUGGACAACAACCAUCAAAUCACUUUCGCACCCCAGAAGACAAUUUGAAGCUCUGGCAGUUCCUCACGGUGUCAUGGAUGGCACCACUUAUCUCCACUGGACGCAAAAGACAGCUACAUGAACAAGAUGUUUGGCUGCUGGGCUUUGACUUUCAGCAUAGCCGGCUCCAUGAAAAGUUUCGUCGGCUUCGUGGCUCUGUCCUUGGUCGACUAUUGAGGGCCAAUGGAAUUGAUGUUUUUAUCAUCUCUACAGUCUCGAUUGUUCAGAUGCUAUGCGACUUUUCGACUCCUGUAUUAUUGCAGCAACUAUUACAGGCUAUGAAAGAUCCGUCGCAACCAAAACGCGUACCUCUGACGUAUGCCUUCCUAUCUUUUACUCUUAGACUUGUCGCUGCGCAGUCCCAAGUGCUGCUUUUGUGGUAUGGAAGACGUUGCUAUGAAAGAUCACGAGGUGAAAUGAUUAUGAUGGUCUAUGAGAAAGCCCUUUCACGAAAGAAUAUCUUCGGGCUGAUGGUUGAGGACAAAUCAGAACCGACCAAUGGCGAAUCGAACGAUGCUAUUAACGACAAUGUAGCUCAGGAUGGCCAACAACACCCAACCAAAGCAGUGGAAGGGUUCUGGCGUCGUGUCAUCUCUCGCAGACAAAACACCCCGCAGAAGCCUGCCAAGGAAGCUGCAUCACUUGGCAAGAUUUUCAAUCUCCUGCGAGGGGAUGUUUACGAAGUGGCUCAGAGGUUUUGGGAGGUUGACUCUCUUAUAGACAAGCCGCUGGGACUUGUAAUCGCCACGUUCCUUGUCUGGACACUCUUUGGCCCGUCCUGCUUCCUGGGUAUAUUAGCUGUCAUCGCUGCACAGGCCGUGAACGCACUAGUAACCAAGGUUCUCCUUCGUUGGGAGCGUGUCAGACGAGCAGCAACCGAUACCAGGCUCCAAAUCACUUCACAAUUUGUCGAAGCAAUCCGUCACCUGCGAUGGUAUGGGUGGCAAAACCAUUGGCUCAACCAGGUAAUGGAAGCCCGACAGCAUGAGUUAAAUAUUCGAAUCGUCACCAGUCUGUGGAGCAUAUUGAUUCGUUUCAUCAAUGCUUUCGCAAGUGGCGUCUUUCCAGUUGUUGCGUUGUACGCAUAUACGUUUUUAGCUGGACAUGAAUUGCGGAUUGACAUUAUAUUCCCCGCCUUGCAGUUGUUUACCAUGCUAGAGACCCGACUGCGUGAUAUUCCUGGUCUUAUCACAUCGCUCAUCAAUGCUUUCAUUGCCCUAGGUCGUAUCGAGGACUUUAUGUCCGAACCAGACAAGGAACGCUCGCCUUCUGGACCUUCCGCAGACGAGACUCCGCUUUCAAUGCAGUCUUGCUCGUUCGCAUGGCCCGGGAAGCUCUCACCUGUCCUGGUUGAUAUUGAUGUCACCAUUCCUAAAGGAUUGACAGUUGUCACCGGCAAAGUCGGGGCUGGCAAAACUGCCUUCCUGCAAGCUCUUUUGGGGGAACUUGAUAGACUUGGUGGCACAGCCCAUAUUCCUAACGAGAUGGUCGGAUACUGUGCCCAGACACCAUGGCUACAAAGCAUGAGUAUUCGGGAUAACAUUCUGUUCUCUGCUCCUUAUCAUGAACAGCGCUACAAGCGGACUCUAGAAGCCUGUGCUUUGCUUCCCGAUCUUGCCCAAUUCAAACACGGCGAUUUGUCGUUUGUGGGCGAAAAUGGUAUUGGCCUAUCGGGUGGACAAAAGGCUCGAGUAGCUUUGGCAAGGGCUGUCUAUAGUGCAUCGCAAGUUUUACUUUUGGAUGACCCUUUGUCUGCGCUGGAUCAUAAUACCGCGGAGCUAAUAGUCCGCAAAUGCUUUUCGGGGCCUUUGAUGAAAGACCGGACUGUUGUUCUGGUCACGCACAGGACUACAUUGGUUCGUCAAAUUGCGGAUCAAAUCGUUGAUAUCUGUGAAAAGCAUGCUACUGUCUACGACAAAGAUACAAUAAAUCUUGAUGUGACCGAAUCUUCACAGCAAUUCGUCGAUCAUGAAGGCGAACUAGAAGCGGAACCUACUCUGGAGGAAGAGUCAGCUGCUGUACCAGACAAAUUCAUUGAUGAUGAGCAUCGAGCAGAGGGGGGGUGUCAAGGCUCGGGUCUAUUGGAACUAUAUCAGGGCCGGAAAAUACCGCUGGUGGCUUUCCCUCGUCUUAAUUUUGGCAAUUUACCGACUGAUGGCUGUCGGACAAUCAUGGUUCCUCAAAGAAGGUCACAAGGCUCCUGGCUACUCUCGGUGUCGAGCAUGGAGACAUACUUUAUGCCGCAGAACCCGAUAGAACAACUGCCUCCUCCACGUGAGGAUGUGAGACCCUGGCUGUGGACAUUCUUUGCUAUCAUCUCUUUUCAGGCUGCCACACUCCUCAUCGCUCAGCUGCUAAUGCUGGUUAUCGUUUACUAUGCCGGGCAGUCGUUGUUCCGACAGGUCUUGGUUCGAGUCAGCCAUGCGACCUUCCGAUACCUAGAUACAAUCCCUCUGGGGCGCUUGAUGAACCGUCUCACAUCUGACAUUGGCGUCGUUGAUGGUAAUAUCAGUGAGCAAUUCCAAGUGAUUGCAUUCCAGGCUAUCAUUUGGAUCUCUUCCGUCCUGGUAAUCGCCACCGCUACCCCAGUCUUUUUGUUGUUCUCCGUUGCUCUCACUGUAGCGUUUGUCUUGAUAUUCCUGCGUUUCCUUCCCACAUCUCAGAGCUUACGGCGCCUUGAGAUGGUAUCCCUGAGUCCUCUGUUAUCCAACUUCGGCGAGUUAUUGCACGGCCUGACCACCGUCCGAGCAUUCCAUGCAGAGUUACAGUUCCAAAGCCGCGUCAUAUCUGUGGUUGACAAGUUCCAAGGGAUGGAUCAUUUCUACUGGUCACUUCAAAGCUGGCUCAUGUACCGGUUCGAGGGCCUAUCCGCUUUUUCAACCUUUUGUCUCACAGCUCUAGCUUUGUACACUAAUACCACACCGGGAUUGGUAGCAUUCGUGCUUAUUGCUGCAAAUAACUUCGUGCAGUCCACACAUGCAUUGUGCAAGCAAUAUGGCCAACUUCAAAUGGAUUUUGUGUCGGUAGAGCGAGUCGACGAGCUACUCCACAUCGAAGAAGAAACACCCGGUACCAUCGCCCCCCCAGCCGCAUGGCCAACUUACGGUAGUGAUGUUGUCUUUGAGGAUGCAACUCUUCGUUACGCGGCACAUCUCGAACCCUCACUUGCGAACAUCUCUCUCCGCAUCCCCGGGGGAUCCACUACAGCAGUUACCGGCCGCACAGGAAGCGGCAAGUCCACACUGGCAAUGUCGCUAUUGAGUGUCAUUAGACCAGAAUCUGGUCGCAUUCUCAUCGAUGGAAUCAAUAUCGCCGACGUUAACACACAAGCAUUGCGCACGCGUGUCACCUUCGUUGCCCAGGAUCCUGUUCUUUUCCCUGGUAGCAUCCGACUCAAUCUAGACCCGACCGAAGACUAUUCCGAUGAGCAGUGCUCCGAGGUCUUGGAGCGUCUGUGUAGUCGGUAUGGAUGGCAUCUUGAAACGAAUAUUGAGGCUGGCGGAAGGAAUCUCAGCCAGGGGCAACGGCAACUUAUCGCUCUUACGCGAGCUGUCCUUCGUCGAAGCGCAAUCGUCAUUCUCGACGAGGCAACUGCUUCGGUUGACCAUGAGACUUCUCUUGAGAUCCAGCAGAUUAUCCGGGAAGAGUUGCAGCAGUCUACGGUCAUCACUAUUGCGCAUCGCAUCGAAGCGGUCAAGGACGCGGAUUACUUCGUGGUUCUAGAUCAAGGGCGUGUUUCGCGACAAGGACAUCCGUCGGAGUGGAGACUCACCAUCAGCCUUCUCGCCAGAUGGGGCAAGACCCUGACCGACUUCACCCUUGUUCUUAAGGUCGAGGUACCAGGCGGAUUCCUCACCGCUGGCGUUCUUCAGGUUGAAGGCGAAAAUAGCCUUAGCCUGGCUGAGAGCGGCCUUGCGGUCGGCAUCGUUAGCCUGGAGCGUCUGGUUGAUGACGUCGAAGGCAGCGGACGAGGGGUGGGAAUCUGGUUCCAUUAG